This is a messenger RNA of Macrobrachium nipponense, 4887 nucleotides long. RefSeq names its product mucin-2-like. NCBI's taxonomy places the organism in Eukaryota, Metazoa, Arthropoda, Malacostraca, Decapoda, Palaemonidae. The record is from RefSeq and is a predicted model, not a curated record. The transcript has 3 exons. Bases 1 to 4887 code for a protein of 1628 amino acids.
AUGGCAAAAGUGGAGGGCAAAGGAAACAUGGGUCAAAGAAAGCUAAGGGAAAGAAUGGCAAAAGUGGAGGGCAAAGGAAACAUGGGUCAAAGAAAGCUAAGGGAAAGAAUGGCAAAAGUGGGGAGGGGCAAAGGAAACAUUUGGUCAAAGAAAGCUAAGGGAAAGAAUGGCAAAAGUGGAGGGCAAAGGAAACAUGGGUCAAAGAAAGCUAAGGGAAAGAAUGGCAAAGGAAAAAGUCACAAGAAAACCGGCAAAGGAACCUCAGGAAAGAAUUCCGAUAAGCAAGCAGGUGGGGGGAGCAAUGAUGUGGCGGCCAAGAGGAAGUGUAAGAAGCAAUACAAGACCUGCACCGAAAAGGGAGGCAAGUGUACCCCCGUCAAAAUCAAGUGCAAAGUUUUGAUUAACGACGAUGGCAGCAAUCUCUGCAAGGGAGCCUCCUGCAGAUGCUGUGAAGCGAAGCCAACAAAAUGCGAAAGUAAACCCAAAUGCGACAAGAAAGGAGGAAAAUGCAAGACGAAAUGUGGCAAAAGUGAAGCCGAAGUUCCUAAGGGGUGCAAAGGAGGCAAGAAAUGUAAAUGCUGCGUCAAAUCUUGCAUACCAAAGAAAAAGUGCACGAAGGCCAAAGGCAGUUGCAGAGGAAAAUGCAAGAAAAAUGAGGAAGAGCUUCCUAAGGGAUGCAGCAGUCCGAAGAAUUGCAAGUGCUGCAUCAAGAAGUGUAAGAUUCUUGACGCUUGCGUCAGCGCUGGAGGUUCCUGCGUCACGCAUAAGAAGUAUUGUCUGUCUGGGGUCGUGCUUCCGAAGGCAUGCAAAGGGCCCAAGUGCAAAUGUUGCUUGCCCCUUACAACAAUAACUACGGCAGGCACGAGUUCAACAACCACUUCUCCAGGAUUACCGGUAAAUACGACUACAACAACAGGAUCUCCGGUGAAUACGACUGCAACAACAGGAUCUCCUGUAACUACGACCACAACAAUAGGAUCUCCUGUAAAUACGACCACAACAAUAGGAUCUCCUGUAAAUACGACCACAACAACAGGAUCUCCUGUAAAUACGACCACAACAAUAGGAUCUCCUGUAAAUACGACCACAACAACAGGAUCUCCUGUAAAUACGACCACAACAACAGGAUCUCCUGUAAAUACGACCACAACAACAGGAUCUCCUGUAAAUACGACCAUAACAACAGGAUCUCCUGUAAAUACGACCACAACAACGAGAUCUCCAGUAAAUACGACCACAACGACAGUAUCUCCUAUAAAUACGACUACAACAACAGUAUCUCUAGUAAAUACAACUACAUCAACAACCCUUCUGGUAAACACGACUUCAACGACAACAUCGCCGGUAAAUUCGACUACAACAGUAAUUACGGUAAACGGGACGAUAAACACAACAGGAGCUUUGACAAAUACAUCAACUCUACAAGUAAGCAACACAACUUCAUCAACAACCAAUGUAACAUCAUUACAAGGAAACACAACCACAACAACAGCAACAAAUGUAACAACUUUACAAACUACCAAUGUAACAACACCAACUGUAGUAACAAAUAGUUCAAGCUCCCCAUCAUCGGUGACAACAACUACGACAGGUAAUGGAACAACAGCAACAACGCCAACAACAGUAAACACAACAAGCUCUAUGGUAAGCAACACAUCUCUCACAACAACAACAAUCAAUGUAAAUUCUUCAACAUCAUCAAGUACUAGUUCAUCGACUGUCAUAAACACUACUCUUUCUUCAACAUUAAAUGUUACAAAUACUACAAGUAUAUUAUCAUCACUUUAUUCUCAGCUUCUUGUACUACAGCAGUUACAGACCUCACUUACAAAUGCUCUCGCCCAACUGAACGCUGUAGCUAGUACAUUACAAACCCUUAUUAAUACUCUCGGCAGGAAAAAAAGGGAUUUGAAAAUUUUGCAGAGAUCAAGACGUGAUUUAAAUAAUGAUUUAGAUAUCUUGAGUUCCAAGCUGGACGAUCUCCUGGCAGCUGUUAACGCAAACAUAACUGAUGGAAUCAAUAAUAGGACUAAUGACAUAAAAGCAGUUUCGGAACGGAUGGGAAAUACUAGUAUGGCGAAUGCUACUCUACAACAGAAGGCUUCUAUAGCACUAAAUAAAACCCGAGUGGACAUAGAUGCAAUAAACAGGCUGUUAAGCAUCGUAGCUAUAGAAAUUGCCAGAGUGAAUGGACUUAUUAUAUUCAACAAUGGUACUACUAUAGCACAACCGACAAAUAUUCCUACAAUUCCAACUACCAGUACUACCCUACUAAGAAAUUCCACUGUGUCAUCAUCCUCUACUAGUUUGGUAGCAUCAUCCAAUUCCUCAACCAGUUCUGUAAGCUCAGUUUCAACAACCAAUGUAACAAUCAAUGUAACGAAUUUAUUACCAGCAUUGUAUGCAAAAGUACAAGAACUUGAAAGCAUGCUAGUUGCAUUGAAUAAUGCUACUGUUGCUAUAAAUGAUUUAAUUACAUUAGUCAAAAGUUUGCUUGGUCAAAGCGGUCGUCGGUACAAAAGAAGUUCUAAUGAAAAAUCAAGAUGGAGACGUGACAUAUCCUUUGAUUUUGUUGGGCUGUUGACACUGCUAAAUGAACUGGAACAAGCAGCUCUUGGCAAUAACACUAGUCAAAUUAUUUCUAAAACAUCUGCCCUCAUGUCACAGACAUCAACUUUGAGGUCUUUUCAAGGAACUACUUUUACUGAUGGAGAUAGGACAAGACUAGGCACUGUUAGUAAUAAGGCCUCUACAACAAUAGGGAAUAUAACACGAGUUGCAACCAUUAUCAGAAUUGAAAUUACGAUUAUUAAUAUUGAAAUUGUAAAGGGAGGGGGAACUACAAAAGCACCUGUGCCAACAGUAGCGAUAAUAUCCUCACCUGUACCAUCAAAUGUGUUUACUCCUGCAUCAACACAAAAGGAUGUCUCAGUUACAAGCCCAAUGCAGGAGUCAGUUCCAACAACUAAUGGUCUUAAACCCACAUCAACCACCCAGUCUGCAACACCAACACAAUUGUCUUCAGCACCAAGCCCUUCAAAGGAGCCACCAUCAACCACGACAUCUGCACCACCAACACAAGUACAAAUCUCAACAACUACAAGACAAUCUCCCAACCCAACUACAGUGUUGCCUUCAGUAAUUACAAGCCCUUCACAGGGAUCAACAACUACAGGACAAUCUCCCAACCCGACUACAGGGUUGCCUUCAGUAAUUACAAGCCCUUCACAGGGAUCAACAACUACAGGACAAUCUCCCAACCCGACUACAGGGUUGCCUUCAGUAAUUACAAGCCCUUCACAGGGAUCAACAACUACAGGACAAUCUCCCAACCCAACUACAGUGUUGCCUUCAGUAAUUACAAGCCCUUCACAGGGAUCAACAACUACAGGACAAUCUCCCAACCCGACUACAGGGUUGCCUUCAGUAAUUACAAGCCCUUCACAGGGAUCAACAACUACAGGACAAUCUCCCAACCCGACUACAGGGUUGCCUUCAGUAAUUACAAGCCCUUCACAGGGAUCAACAACUACAGGACAAUCUCCCAACCCGACUACAGGGUUGCCUUCAGUAAUUACAAGCCCUUCACAGGGAUCAACAACUACAGGACAAUCUCCUAGCCCGACUACAGUGUUGCCUUCAGUAACAACUAAUGGUCUUAUGCCAACAUCAACUAUUAUAUCUACAGCACCAAAUCAGAUACAAUCUUCAACAUCUGCAAUCCCUUCACAGGAAUCAGCAUCAACAACUACAGUUAUUACACAACUGUCCACAACGGCGGGAAAUGUCUCCACACUGUCAGCGUCAGCAAUUCAGCAGCUUGUAGGAGAAAUACAAAAUCUUACCAUUGUAAAUGAAACUCUUGCUAAUGUAACACAAACUUUGCAAGAGACGGCACAAGCACUCAAUGAGCUUUCAAACAUCAUUAAUCUAACUCUGAGUAACAGCACUCUAAGUAACAACACUCUAAAAAGGAUAAAAAGGGCAAAUGAAGUUGAGGAUAUCAUGUCACUAAUCACAAAUUUUGUCAGCCUUAAAAUUGCCAUUCAACAGAGGGAUGUUGAUCAUAUGAAGAUACUGAUAAUUACUAUAAAGGGACUUGUGAUCAGAAUCCAAGAAAUAACAUUUACAAUAAAAAAGAAUGGAAUAGUCCCAGACAGAUUGGGGGACAAUGUGAAGGAGGCAAACAGUCAAGUAGUGUUGACCGUAGUUGUUGUACAAGUUGAGAUAACAGCUGUUCAUAAGGAGAAAAAAGAAAAGGAAGAUAAAAUUGCAGCUGGACAAAAUAAACCUCCUAAUGUGCCAGCAACUCCAGCACAAAAUAACCCAUCGACAGUACCUCCACAAGGAGGCAUCAUAACAACGUCAGCAUCCAAGACAACGGUACCACAAGGAGGCAUUUCCAUAACACCAACAAACAAUGCUGUGACCCCACAGGGAAGUAAUGUAACACCACCGGCCUCACAAGGAAAUAAUGUGAUAACACCAACAACGAGCGUUCAAGGAAGUAAUGUAACACCACCAACAGGAAGCAAUAUAGCACCACUAACAGGAAGCAAUGAAGCACCAUCAGCAGGAAGUAAUGUAACACCAGUGGUAACCAGUGCACCAGUCUCACAAGUAAGUACUGGGAUACCACCAACAACAAGCGUUCAAGGAAGCAAUGUAACACCACCAGCAGGAAGCAAUGUAACACCACCUGCAGGAAACAGUGUAACACCACCUGCAGGAAGCAGUGUAACACCACCUGCAGGAAACAGUGUAACACCACCUGCAGGAAACAGUGUAACACCACCUGCAGGAAACAGUGUAACACCACCAGCAGGAAGCAAUGUAACACCGCACCGCAUGAACAGUGUAAAACACCACCACAGGAAAGCAAUGUAA